Messenger RNA from Saprolegnia diclina VS20, 1530 nucleotides. RefSeq lists its product as hypothetical. The coding region runs from base 22 to 1440 and encodes 472 amino acids. Lineage: Eukaryota; Oomycota; Saprolegniomycetes; Saprolegniales; Saprolegniaceae. The record is from RefSeq and is a predicted model, not a curated record. The transcript is spliced from 4 exons.
UUGGAAAGGCCGUCGCAUGGCAUGGCGCCACUGAACUCUGCGCUGGUCCUGCUCGGGCUCCGCCUCGUUUACGGAGCUAUGCUCUGGGACGACAUGAACCAGGUCGACAUUCCGUUGCGUCCGGAGCUGCAGAACGUUCGAGGUGCACUCCCACCGCCACGGCCGCUGCUGCCGCGCCACCGCGCCCCGACCAUCGAGCUCACGCUUGCCGCGAGCGACGACGCCGAGCGCUGUGGUCGCACCGUUUUCUCUGCGUUCCAAGAAGCUUCGAAUCCGGAUCGCGUGUUUGUCUACCUCGUCCAUGGUCACGCUCCAUCGCGGAGCCAGCGAUGUCGCCUUGCGUACUGCGCACUUGCUGCGCAGGAAGGAUUCGCUGCAUCGAUGCAACCCGUAAACUGUCCCUACGAAGCCCAGCUCGUUGCAGUGGCCACGCCGGCGUCAAGUCAACAUGGGACGCAUGAUUUCUGUGCGACGGCGCCAUCGAGCGCUCAGCUCGCCACGUCAUGGGACAACACCGUGCUCCAAGACUGGCUUCGCACCGAGAACGAAUUCGCCAUCGUAACCUCGAUCGCGGCGCCAGCGAUCUUUUGGUAUCCCGGGAGCUUCCCGCAUGCAUGUGUCCUCGAACGAUCGGCGCCGUUGAAGCCAUGGCGCACGUCGGCGCUUCCGUCGCUUGUGCAUGACCACACCCGACCGCUACUCGCCCCCUUUUUAGCCCCGACAACUGCGUUCGCCUUUGGUAAAUGCCACGCGCGUCACGCUGCAACGUCGGGCGACGUUCUUGCGCGCAGCGCCGCCCUCUGGGCUCGCGGGUACGACUUUUACUCGGCGCCGAGCAAGAUCUUGGAGUACGACGUCAACGACACGUACAACGACGACAACCAACGACCAAUCGCAACGCCCGAGCCCGAGGCAACCAAGCCCGGUGCACGACCGACACAUGCCUACUUGGACACCUUCUUGGGCCUCAACACUUCAUCUCAGCUCCGCGACGCCAGCGCGUGCCGGCAGCUGUACUGGGUGCCAUUCACCGACACGUCCCAUGCACAACGGCUCGUGCAACGCCAGAGCAUCGAGCAGACGUUCUAUGCGUACCCGCCGUCCAAGGCCAAUGAGAUGCCAUCUGCGUACGUUGCAGAAAGGACGCCCAACGGCCACGCGACGCGGCCACCGCGGACGACCGCACACAGUCCGAACGUGCCGUUGCGUGUCGAGAUCAUGACGGUUGCGUUCGUCUGCUUCUCCAUGACGAGCUUCCUCCUCGCCGUCCUCGUGCGCUACAUUCGCCGACCGCAUCAACUGUACGGUCGCCUCGCGUCGCCUUCGUGGCGACCACCACGCACGUCAUCCUUCCCAGACGACGACACGUCCGACUUGCUCCUUCUCUCCUUUGACCGCGACGACGACGACGACGAUCGCCAGGACCUCGAACGCUACUGAAGAUUGCAACCUUUGCUUGUUGUAGUCUGCGCCGCACAAUGAAAUCUCUUGUGAGCAUCAUAACGCCAAUACACGUCCUAUCUAUCUAUC